CCUCCAUAUAAUGAGCCAAGCAACACCUUGCCCUUCUGUUUUUUCUCGCCAACACUCUCAAGCAGCACACUACGACUCCGGAAACAACGAAUUGACGACCAAAAACACCACAAACCAACCCAUUCUCAUCUUCUCAAAACCAACACAAAAACCACAACAACAGUCAAGAUGAAGGGCGCCGCUACUCAGGUCAAGAUCCACUACAAGGGUUCCGACGACGACUACCUCGUCUUCGUCGAUGACCUCGAGACCUACAAGAAGUGGCAGGGAGACAAGUCUGUCCCUCUGGCUCACUUUGUUUCUGCUUUCAAGAUCUUCGUGACACACAACCAAGGUGCACAAGGAGCGUACGACAGUGCGCCCAAGGGCCAGCUGGAGAACGAGUUCGGCACCAGCAACGAGGAUGAUGUCAUCAAGGCCAUCCUGGAGAAGGGUGAUGUGCAGGAGUCAUCGAUGCCCGAGCGACAGGGUCCCAAGAACGACUCCAAGGGCCCCAUGGUUGCUCACUAAGCCUCUCGCAAGGCUGGAAAGAUACCCAUUGACGUCACAAACAUUAUCGGUUUAGCAUUUUGGAGGUUUAAGAUGGACCAUGAUAUCGGCGUUUGGUAGUCUAUCAAUAAUUAACAAAAGUGUCCUGCCUCGUCAGGCAGUCUCCAGAC
Molecule: messenger RNA, 659 nt
Organism: Diaporthe batatas
Lineage: Eukaryota; Fungi; Ascomycota; Sordariomycetes; Diaporthales; Diaporthaceae
Exons: 3
Coding region: 169-510 (113 amino acids)
Source: RefSeq, a predicted model, not a curated record